This is a messenger RNA of Mus musculus (house mouse), 2573 nucleotides long. It is a transcript of the gene Cdca4, whose product is annotated as cell division cycle associated 4. Gene Ontology annotation, cellular component: nucleoplasm; nucleus. The transcript is spliced from 3 exons. Gene Ontology annotation, biological process: positive regulation of DNA-templated transcription. NCBI's taxonomy places the organism in Eukaryota, Metazoa, Chordata, Mammalia, Rodentia, Muridae. The record is from RefSeq and is marked validated. The coding region runs from base 696 to 1409 and encodes 237 amino acids.
GUGCGGCGGCGCCAUGGCGACCCUUUGUGGGCGCUGACCGAUCCGGGUGCCCGAAGGAGUGGCGGGGUCUGCCUUGCGGCGCCGGUAAGUGUGUAGCUGGUUUGCGCCUUCGAGCUUCUGCGGCAUGGGCGGCGUCGGCGCAGAGCACCCCCGGGGCGGUCGGGCGGCCUCAGGGUCCUCGGGCUUCCUGCGCCGGCCGCCCUUCGGCGCUCACGACGCCGCGGCGUGUUGAGUGACACAUACCGAGAGCCGGAGCGGCGGGUCUGAGCUGGCCGUCCCGCCCUCCGCCCACGCUCCCCUGCUUCCGCUCUCUCUUCCUCCCGUGGCCUUGCCUUUCUCCGCGGUCCCCUCUUCUUUGGUUCACCCCGCGUCGGUCUUCCACCUCACCUUUCGAGCUGGCCGCCGCUUGCUGUGCGCAGUUUCGGGGGACUGGACCUUCCCUGGCUUUUAGCAGCGCCGAGCCCCAACCGUCUGUCUGCUGGCCAGGGACCGAUUCCCGAUUCCGGGAGGGCUGGGUGGGCUCCGUGCAGCCGCCCGCCUGCUGGUGCCUUGUCUUGCCAUUGCAUGAAUAUGAGGAGGAUGGAGUUGCCUGGGUGUGGCCUCUGGAGACUGCCUGCCUUUUCUCUGGCCCAUAAUUCCAGUGGGAGUCCUGGGUAUUUCAACUGGAUUGUUUCCAGGUUGCGGCAACUGACAGGAUGUUUGCUAGAGGGCUGAAGAGGAAAUAUGGUGACCAGGAAGAAGGAGUAGAGGGUUUUGGCACUGUCCCUUCCUAUAGCCUGCAGCGACAGUCACUCCUGGACAUGUCCCUUGUCAAGCUCCAGCUCUGUCACAUGCUAGUGGAGCCCAAUCUCUGCCGCUCGGUCCUCAUCGCCAACACAGUCCGGCAGAUCCAGGAGGAAAUGAGCCAGGAUGGUGUGUGGCAUGGGAUGGCACCCCAGAAUGUAGAUCGGGCACCAGUUGAACGCCUGGUGUCCACAGAGAUCCUGUGUCGUACAGUGAGGGGAGCUGAGGAAGAGCACCCUGCUCCUGAACUGGAAGAUGCUCCCUUGCAAAACUCGGUUUCCGAGCUCCCCAUCGUUGGCUCAGCACCAGGGCAAAGGAACCCUCAGAGCAGCCUCUGGGAGAUGGACAGCCCACAAGAAAACAGGGGAAGCUUUCAGAAGUCACUGGACCAGAUAUUUGAGACCCUGGAGAACAAAAACUCCAGUUCAGUGGAGGAACUCUUCUCAGAUGUGGACAGCUCCUACUAUGACCUGGACACAGUGCUAACAGGAAUGAUGAGUGGGACCAAGUCCAGUCUCUGCAAUGGCCUUGAGGGCUUUGCUGCAGCCACCCCUCCUCCCAGUUCCACUUGCAAGUCUGACCUGGCUGAGCUGGACCAUGUGGUAGAGAUUCUGGUGGAGACCUGAGAGGCCACCCCAGUGGGCUAAGGGUGAGGCCACCAGUCCCCAUGGAGCUCACGUGUGUUGUGACCCAGAGACAGAUAAGCACUUGUCCUAAGAGGGGCUCUGGCUCUUGAGCUCAUUAUCCUUUUGUGUGACAUUGGACUCACUGUGGAGGAUGGUGUGUCACAGCUAUGUCUAGUCUAUUUUCAAUUAGAUAGGUGAACUUUCUAAAAUUAAGUUUUAUAUGUUUUUGGGCAAUAUUUUGUCUUAAGAUAUAUUUUUUAAACUUUUUAUACUUUAGAUUUUUUUCAGCUAUUUUCUUAAAAGUAUAUUUUUUCUACAAACAUCCUCUGCUGCUACAUUAGAAACAUUUAUAACCUAAAUACGAUUGGUGUGUCAUUUUAAAGGUUUAAAUAGAAAACUUCUUUUGUUACUGAGUCUCUACACUCCCAAGGCAACUGUAAAUGUAGCCGGCCGGGUGUUUACAUGAGAGGCUCCAGUAUGGUCUACAUUCUAGUAGAGCUUGAAAAGAACCAUGCACAGCUCCACUGCCCCCUCACUGGGUCUGCUCUGGCGGAUCGGAGCUCUCUUCCUAGCCCCGUGUGCAGGAUGGCUUUAUUUAUGCCUAUUUAUAUGUAAAUGCCACUGAAAGCUAAGGUCUUACUCCUGGAAAUCCCAACACCAGUUCUUCAGGGACUGCUGUGAGGCAGUGCCUUAUGCAGGUCUUGUCCUUGGCCAUCACUGUCUGGUUCCCAGCCCAGCACAUGUGACAUGAGGACAUGACAUGCCCGAACCACCCAGCACCACAUGCUCCAUGUCAAGUGUGUACGUGGAGACCACUGGCUCCCAGGCCUGUGCUCAGAGAGGGUGUGCAGUCCUACGUGUGCUGGGGGGGACGACGGUGACCUGUGCUUGCUUGCUUUUAAAAUGGUGCUUGGACGUUUUAAGGUUAAAAACAAUCCGACUCCAUAUGAUUUAGGGCUCCUCCACCCUGGGGUGGCCCCUAUGCUGUCUGCUUGGAUCUCAAAGUCUUGGUACUCGGCACUGUCAGACUCCACCCCAUGUAUCCUUUUUGUUUCUCUUGUGCUUUUUUUGGACUUCCCAACCUGAGCCUAAGGUUUUAUUUUAUAUGUGCUUCAAUAUCAACAAUGUAAACCUCACUUUAUUAAAAGUAUCCAGCAAAUGGAA